Daucus carota subsp. sativus is the source of this 2036-nucleotide messenger RNA. Its product is annotated as serine/threonine protein phosphatase 2A 57 kDa regulatory subunit B' kappa isoform. Gene Ontology annotation, cellular component: protein phosphatase type 2A complex. NCBI's taxonomy places the organism in Eukaryota, Viridiplantae, Streptophyta, Magnoliopsida, Apiales, Apiaceae. The transcript is spliced from 3 exons. The record is from RefSeq and is a predicted model, not a curated record. The coding region runs from base 334 to 1833 and encodes 499 amino acids. Gene Ontology annotation, molecular function: protein phosphatase regulator activity. Gene Ontology annotation, biological process: signal transduction.
AGGAAAGUACAGUAACUAGUUUCAACACUCGGCCUGUGUCUUACAGGAAAGUCCAGUCCCACCAUGCACCCUGCUCUUCAAUCGAGGAGCCAACCCCUUCUCACUACAUAAUCUCUCUCUCUCUCUCUCUGUAUCUCUCUCUCUAUUCUUGAUUACCUCAAAUGGGCUCCUCCUAAACUCAUCAUUAAAGCUUCAAUCCCAAGUAAACACUCACAUUAUUGCUUGUUGCUUAAAUCUUCACCAAACCCAUCUUUUCUUUAGGCCAGGCUGCUCAUUUUCACUCUAGAUCUUGAUUUGAUUCUUGGUGAAAUUCAUAUUGGAAUCGUAUCUACUAUGUUGAAGCAAAUACUUGCAAAGCUCCCUCGGAAAUCAUCAAAAUCCAGUUCAGUAGAUUCUGCGACUGGGAGCAGUUCCAGCAGCAAUGCAACUGAUGUAGUCAAUGUCAUUUCAAGUCGACUGAAUGCUGUUAAACGGAUGUCUUCGUCGAUUUUCCCUGCAAGUAAUACAGCUGGAGCAGAGAUGAUUGAGCCUCAUAUACUAUUCAAAGAUGUUCCCAAUUCGGAUAAACAGAACCUUUUUGUGAGCAAGUUAAAUUUCUGCUGUUUAGUAUAUGAUUUUAGUGACCCUGAUAAGCACUCAACGGAAAAGGAUCUUAAACACCAAAUAUUGGUAGAGCUCAUUGAGUUUCUUGCCUCUGAUUCUGCAAAGUUUAAUGAGUCAGCGGUUUCUGCUAUGUGUAAGAUGUGUGCCAGUAACUUGUUCAGAGAUUUUCCACCCAAAUAUGCUUCUCAUGGUGCUCGAGGUGAGGCUGAAGAUGAAGAACCUUGGUUUGAUCUGGCUUGGUCACAUUUGCAGCUCGUAUAUGAUCUACUCCUUCGAUUUUUAAGUUAUAAUUCUCUGGAUGCAAAGGUGGCGAAGAAGUAUGUAGAUAAUGGUUUCAUAUUAAGAUUACUUGAACUUUUUGAUUCUGAGGAUCCAAGAGAAAGAGAUUGUUUGAAAUCAAUUUUACACCGAGUGUACGGGAAAUUUAUGGUUCACAGGCCAUUUAUCAGAAUGGCUGUUGGAAACAUCAUUUACAGAUUUGUUUUCGAAACUGAAAGGCAUAAUGGAAUUGCUGAGCUUUUAGAGAUUUUUGGGAGUGUAAUAAGUGGCUUUGCUCUACCGUUGAAAAAGGAGCACAAGAUGUUUUUGACGAGAGCUUUAAUUCCUUUACAUAAACCAAAGUCUGUGGGCAUUUACCAUCACCAGCUAACAUAUUGCAUUGUACAGUUUGUAGAAAAGGAGCCAAAGUUGGCUGGUACUGUGAUAAAGGGCCUGUUAAAAUGCUGGCCAGUCACUAACAGCCAGAAAGAACUAAUGUUCUUAAGUGAGUUAGAAGAGCUUCUAGAGAUGAUUACUAUGGAUGAGUUUGAAAAGGUCAUGGUUCUGUUGUUUCGUCGUAUUGCGUGCUGCCUCAACAGCUCCCAUUUCCAGGUUGCUGAGCGUGCCCACUUCUUCUGGAACAAUGAGCACAUUCUUUACCUCAUAAUGCAGAACCGACAGGUGAUUAUGCCACUAGUAUUCCCAGCUUUAGAGCGGAACAUUCAGAACCACUGGAACCGAGCAGUGCUCAACCUAACCCAGAAUGUAAGAAACAUGUUCUCAGAGAUGGAUCCAGAGCUUGUGCUUGUAUGCCAGCAAAAAUUUGCAGAAGAAACUUCUCAGUCAACUUUGGCUGCUGAAAGGCGGAGAAUGACGUGGGAGCGCCUCGAAAACGCAGCUAGUUAUCAACAACCAGUUGCCAAUGAUGUAUCUAGCAUAAUAGAAUCUGCUCCAUGUGUUGUUGCUUGCUAAUUUAUGGAUGCACUAGGAGCUAUAGUAGAAGAGUAUGUUAUAUAUAAGUUUUAUUUCGGAUUAGCUGCAGAAUGGUGAUAAUGAUCUGUUUCAAGUGUUGGUUCUGAUACCAUCUUUGUUCUAUAUAUUGUUAGACUUUGACAACCUUUGUAAUGUAGUAGUCUCCGUUUUAAGGUGCAUUGGAACUUCUCGUUUGUUUUUAA